CUCAGAGUCUAGCCCCACUCUCUCCGACCUCCCCCCUCCCCGCCGGGGUCCAGAGCCGAUGCGACGCCAGCCGCCGAGAAUCUAGAAAGGACAGGACUAGAAGAGAGGGGCGGAAUUUCCAGGUUCUUUUUUAUUCCCAUUCCAACUCUUCCAGAGGCGGACUGUCCUCUGGACACAACAGGACGGAGAGGUUAGGCUAAGUUUCAUAUCUGGGGCCGAAGGAGAUGACCAAAUUCGGUUUACCAGUUUGGCCAAAUUCCCGAGCUUCCAGGCGUCUGGGGGGGAUUCCGGGAGGAAGGGAGGCUUCUGGGAGGAGGCAGGGCUCAGCAGUUGGGCAUUCCAGCCCCGAGACCCUGGGCUCCCUGGCACCCCAUUUCUCUGGUAUCGCUUGGGCCAGGCCCUUGGGCCGUUUCCACCCCUGGCCUGAGAUUGGGUUGGGGUGGACCAGCAGGGUGGGCCUGGGGUGGUCGGUGCGGCCUUCACAGGCUGUGAUUGGCAUACUUGAUCUUGACUCCCCCAAGGAGAUCCGUGCCACGAUCCACGCUGAGCACCGAGGGCCUCCUGCCCCCCUGGCGGGGCACCACCCAGGCACCCCCACGGAACCAGAGGAAGAGGGUGGACCGGAAGGUUGGCAGCGGGGACAGGAGGUGGAGGAGCCAGGCCCGGGGCACGGUCACCCACUUGCCCAGGGGCAGGAGGAUGCCAGCCUGGAAGGGCCCGGCCUCGUCGAGGUCCGAGGGAACGAGGAGCUGCGCCUCUACAACGCCCUGUUCUCCGACUACGACAGCGGCCAGAGGCCCGUCCGGACCCCGGGGGAGACGGUGACCGUCAGCAUCAAGGUCACCUUGACCAACCUCAUCUCCCUGAACGAGAAGGAGGAGACCCUCACCACCAACGUGUGGAUCGGACUGGACUGGCAGGAUUACAGGCUCAACUACAGCAAGGACGACUACGGGGGCAUCGAGACCCUAAGGGUGCCCGCAGAGAAAGUUUGGCUGCCGGAGAUCGUCCUGGAGAACAACAUCGAUGGGCAGUUCGGGGUGGCAUACGAUGCCAACGUGCUGGUGCUGGAGGGCGGGUACGUGAGCUGGCUGCCCCCCGCCAUCUACCGCAGCGUCUGCGCCAUCCAAGUGACCUUCUUCCCCUUCGACUGGCAGAACUGCUCCCUCGUCUUCCAAUCGCAGACCUACAGCGCCCAGGAGGUGGCGCUGCAAUUCGCCACCGACGCGGACACGGGCCGGUUCAUCGAGAAGAUUGAAAUAGACACGGAAGCCUACACAGAGAACGGGGAGUGGGCCAUCGAAUUCUGCUCUGGGGUGCUCCGCCAUCACACCCACCUGCCCCCCGACACCCCCGGGGACACCGACGUGGUCUACUCGCUCCUGAUCCGGCGGAAACCGCUGUUCUACGUCAUCAACAUCAUCGUGCCCUGCGUCCUCAUCUCCGGCCUGGUGCUCCUGGCCUACUUCCUACCUGCUCAGGCGGGAGGUCAGAAGUGCACCUUGUCCAUCUCCGUGCUCCUGGCCCAGACCGUCUUCCUCUUCCUCAUCGCCCAGAAGAUCCCCGAGACGUCGCUGGCCGUGCCUCUGCUGGGCCGGUACCUCCUCUUCGUCAUGGUGGUGGCGACCCUGAUCGUCAUGAACUGCGUGGUGGUGCUCAACGUGUCCCUGCGGACGCCCGCCACUCACACCAUGUCCCCAAGGCUGCGACGCGUUUUGCUGGAGUUGCUGCCCAGACUGGUGGGCGUCCCCGGGCCCCCGGAGCCCCCCGCGCUGGGCCCCCCACGCCGUGGAUCAUCACUGAGCCUGCAGGCCCGCGCCGAGGACCUCAUCCUGCGCACCCCAAGGAGCGAGCUGCUCUUCCAGGCCCAGCGUCACCGACACCACCGGGCCGCAGACGCCUCUCCCGGCACGCUGGGCCUGAGCCUGGCGGCGGCCGCCCCCGAACUCCGCUACUGCGUGGACGCCAUCAACUCCAUCGCCCGGAGCACGAGGGAGCAGGAGGAGUGCGGGGAGGAGAUGGCCGAGUGGGUCCAGGUGGGCAAGGCCAUAGACAACCUCUGCUUCUGGGCGGCCCUGCUGCUCUUCAGCCUGGGCACCGGCAUCAUCUUCUUUGGCGGCCAUUUCAACCGCAUCCCCGACCUGCCCUUCCCACCCUGCAUCGGCUGACCCCGUGCCCCUC
Messenger RNA from Tachyglossus aculeatus (Australian echidna), 2181 nucleotides. It is a transcript of the gene CHRNE, whose product is annotated as cholinergic receptor nicotinic epsilon subunit. Gene Ontology annotation, cellular component: synapse; postsynaptic membrane; neuron projection. The record is from RefSeq and is a predicted model, not a curated record. Gene Ontology annotation, molecular function: acetylcholine-gated monoatomic cation-selective channel activity; transmembrane signaling receptor activity. The transcript has 12 exons. Lineage: Eukaryota; Metazoa; Chordata; Mammalia; Monotremata; Tachyglossidae. Bases 225 to 2168 code for a protein of 647 amino acids. Gene Ontology annotation, biological process: nervous system process; monoatomic ion transmembrane transport; signal transduction.